GUGUCCCAGUCGAAACUUCUACCUGUCUGCAAAUACAUAUUGAAAAUUGCAAAUUUACUAAUUAAUACAGUACAUAAAAGAGCAAACCAUGGGUAACGAAUCGUCACUGCCCAUGGAGUUAUGCUCUAACUUCGAUGCAGAUGAAAUACGCCGUCUUGGCAAGAGAUUUAGGAAACUGGAUUUGGACAAUUCAGGUGCCUUAAGCAUCGACGAGUUUAUGUCAUUGCCUGAAUUGCAGCAAAACCCUUUAGUCCAGCGUGUAAUUGACAUUUUUGAUGCUGAUGGGAAUGGAGAAGUAGACUUUAAAGAGUUUAUACAGGGUGUCUCCCAAUUCAGUGUUAAGGGCGACAAACUAUCCAAACUCCGUUUUGCAUUCAGAAUCUAUGACAUGGAUAACGAUGGAUAUAUAUCCAAUGGAGAGUUAUUCCAGGUGUUAAAAAUGAUGGUGGGAAAUAACUUGAAGGACACCCAGCUGCAGCAGAUCGUUGACAAGACAAUCUUGUUUGCUGACAAAGACGAGGACGGCAAAAUCUCCUUCGAGGAGUUUUGCAAUGUGGUUGGCAACACUGACAUUCACAAAAAAAUGGUUGUCGACGUAUAGACCAGAAUAUAAGAAUUUUAACGAUAUAAUACGGCUUUUUUUCCGUGAAAAAGUUUGUAUUGUAUUUUAAAAUUACCUUAUCUAGCGUUUAGUUAGCAUUGCCGAUUUGGAUGUGUAUGUAUUUAGAUAACAUGGCUUUUCACUUACUUAUUAUGCAAUAUUUAUUUAGGUUUUUGUAUCAAUAGAUUCAAAUUUGAUUGGACAUCUCAAAUAAUUAACAACAUUUGCUUGACUUUGAAUUUAUUGAUGGAAAAAUUCUUUUACUUAAAAUUGUGAUUGUUUGAAUUAAAUAACAAAGCUAUUAACGCAUGUGCUUUUUGGUCACUUGAAAGAAAAAUUAAAAUGUUUUAUAAACCAAAAAAAUUCGUGUAUUAUAUGUAUCUUUAUUAUAUAUUACUUUAAUCUAGGUGUUGUGUAUAUGUCUAGGAAAUAAGGUGUACUUCACUUAACAUAUUUAAUAUUUAAGUCUCAGCUUUAAGCUAAGUAAUACUUAUACUAUAUGCCUUUCACAACAAAAUUAUUAAAUUAAUUAUUUGAAUUAAAGUUUGGGAAAAAAGUAUGACUAUCAAACGAUAGGAAGGUGCAUUUUACUUUUUCCCUAAAACUUUGAGGACCAUUUGUAAUGCUUAAAAUAUUGAAAAUUAAAUAAUAAAUUAGGUCAAAUCGGGAAACUUUAAGAGAAAUAAAAACCCUUAAACGUUUUCCCUUAUUUUACUGUGUUUUUUAUACCUCUUCCAUAUUUAAAGCAUUCAUUUACUUGGGUAUUUUUACUGCAAGAUAUUCAUAUAAUUAUAUUUAAAUAGUUAUUUAUAUUUAUAUUAGCAGUAAAAAAUAUAUGUCAACUCUAUUAUUAUAUUCUUAAUCUAUUAUAAACAAAAAAAUGGAAAGUUUCACUAUCACUCUCCUAAUUAUUGUGUUAUGUAAAUAAAUAGUUUUUGUUUUAUGUUAUGUUGAUCAAUAAAACUUAAUCUUUA
Brassicogethes aeneus is the source of this 1575-nucleotide messenger RNA. The record is from the annotation of a GenBank genome assembly. Lineage: Eukaryota; Metazoa; Arthropoda; Insecta; Coleoptera; Nitidulidae.